Dufourea novaeangliae is the source of this 678-nucleotide messenger RNA. RefSeq names its product sex-determining region Y protein-like. The transcript has a single exon. The coding region runs from base 1 to 678 and encodes 225 amino acids. NCBI's taxonomy places the organism in Eukaryota, Metazoa, Arthropoda, Insecta, Hymenoptera, Halictidae. The record is from RefSeq and is a predicted model, not a curated record.
AUGUCAAUGCCCUCUUACAGCGUCCACUUAAAAAUCCUCGUGCCAGACAUCAUCAAGCACCACAUCCACACCAAAGUGGUAUUCCUGCACGUACACAAGCCAAAGAAGCCAAAGACCCACCACAAAGAGUACCAUCACGAAAACUGGAGUUCCUGGAGCAGUUACGGUCACCAUCACGACCACAAAGACGAGGAAGGCGAGCAAUUCGACGACCACGAGGAUCAAAGUGAUCGAGAGAGGUUAGAGAUGGAGGAUCCUCAGAACCUCCAAGGCCCUAAAAAACACGUCCCUAUGUACGGCUAUCACAGAGACAACUAUCCUCCAAAAUUGUACCUCGACGUCAAUAAUUUGGACACGAAGAACCGUGGACAUGGUCAGUACGCAGUCCACGAAGACGUGAAUGAUAUACCCCCAAACAAGGAGGUCAUCUCCUACAAUUAUGAAGAAGGGUACAGCAAGGGCUUGCAAUCGGAGAGUGGGCACAUUCGAUCGGGUCAAUCGAAUAAGUUUCACGAUGACCAUCACGAGGAACAGGAGGACAACGACAACGAUGGAUUCAAAGAGAAUUCCGAUGGGAAAACCGACGCUGGACGAUAUCUCGUCGAUGAUGUGGACUAUCAGAACACCAGGGACAAGCGAGAUAGAGGUCGAAGGCGUCGACGAUUCAGAAAACUGUAG